AUGAAGUUUACGCUUUUAAUUCUCUUUGUAAUUUCUGACUCUCAACAAGCAAAAUUAAAAUCAAAGAACUCACUUCGACCAUUUAUUAUUGGAGGAGAACCAAUUACCAUCGAUCAGGCACCAUAUCAAGUUUCACUUUUAUUCAGGGGCUUUCACAAAUGUGGAGCUUCAAUCAUAUCACAAAAAUGGAUUUUGACGGCAUGCCAUUGUGUCGAUGAUUUUAACACUCUAAGUGAUUUGAAAGUUCGUGCAGGCUCUCGUUACCACAGAUAUGGAGGAAAAUUAUUUAAAAUUCGAAACAUUUUUUCAAAUCCAAAAUGCAAUAUUGAGAAUGCCACAUUUGACUCCGCUCUAAUUGAAUUAAGACAUAAGAUAAGGUUCGGCAAAAAAAUACAAGCUAUAAACUUACCAAUGGAAAAUGAAGAACUUGCUGCUGGAACUUUGGUUAACAUAUCUGGAUGGGGAGCUACCCGUUUCCCAGGAUUUAAUUCUGAUGUACUAAUGUCUACUGAAGUAGCAAUAGUCGAUUAUGAGAAAUGCAAAAAAGUGUAUUCUUUCGAUUAUUUUGGACCAGAUGUGAUUUGUGCACAAGUUGAAGGAGGGGGAAAAGAUACAUGUACAGGAGAUUCUGGAGGACCUUUAACGCAUAAUGGAACUCUUUUUGGAAUAACAUCAUGGGGAAGAGGUUGCGGAACAGCAAGGUAUCCAGGAGUUUAUUCAAAUGUUGCUUACAUACGAGAAUGGAUUAGAAAAGUAGCAGGAGUCUAA
This is a messenger RNA of Culicoides brevitarsis, 768 nucleotides long. RefSeq names its product trypsin-7-like. Gene Ontology annotation, molecular function: serine-type endopeptidase activity. Gene Ontology annotation, biological process: proteolysis. Lineage: Eukaryota; Metazoa; Arthropoda; Insecta; Diptera; Ceratopogonidae. The transcript has 2 exons. The record is from RefSeq and is a predicted model, not a curated record. Bases 1 to 768 code for a protein of 255 amino acids.